AUCUAUAGAUUGUACUGUGUAUAUUGAUCAGAUUUGGGUUUAAGAAGGUUCAUGUUAGGGUCAUAUAGAAGAUGAUUGGCACAGAAAAAAUCCCAGUAGUUGGACUGACUUGAUGGGACAAUAGACCUAGAAAUAGGGAAAUGGGUAGCUUGAAAGGAAGGAAGCAAUAGUCAAGUUACAUUUACUCAGCAGGUUUCGUAACUAUCCCAGCAGGCAAAUACCAAGAUCUGGCAGGAUUCCUAGGAAGAAUACGCCCUUCUGGGGUGUGUGUAUGUGUGUAUGCAUGUGUGUGUGUAUAUAAGCAUUCAAAGUCUGAGUAGCCUAAAUUAAUCUUCUUAUUUUGUAAGAGUACCACAUCUUACCUUUUUGUGUAUGAGGAAAACGAAGGAAGGAGACAAAGAAAUCUGCAGUGGUGUUAUGGGCCACCACCAGCAAGGGCUAGGGAGAAGAUUGCUGCUACUGGUCCUCCUGCAAAUGAUGACAAAUGUUGAACCAAGCUAUGCCACCAGAGUUUGUAGAAAACAGGGAUAUCUGAACCGGAUUGUAGGGGGUACCGAUUCCCAGGAUGGAGAGUGGCCUUGGCAAGUGAGCAUCAAGUUGAAUGGGGAACAUCACUGUGGUGGUUCUCUUGUCACAGAUCGGUGGAUCAUCACAGCCUCACAUUGUUUUAGUUUGAUCAACAAUCCUUCCAAUUUUACCGUACUAGUUGGAGCACUGAAGCUUUCAGACCCAGGGCCUCAUUCAAUCAUAGCCUCCGUGAAGCGCAUUAUUCUCAAUCCCACCUAUGAAGGGGAUUCAAGGAUUGGAGACAUUGCCCUUAUCCAACUGGAGCUGCGACUGCCUCUCAUCCAACAGAUCAGCCCCAUCUGUGUCCCCAAUGCUAAUAUCCACUUCCACCCAGGACAGAAGUGUUGGGUCACUGGCUGGGGAAACAUUCGAAGCAAAGAAGGACGGCAGAACUCUGAUAUAUUACAAAAGCUAGAAGUUCCCAUAAUCAGCACAAAAAAAUGCAACUCUCUCUACCGCCAGGACUCUAGACAGCCCAGGGCCUCAAGAGAAAUUAAAGAAGAUAUGUUAUGUGCUGGCUUUGCAGCUGGACAACGGGAUGCUUGCCAGGGUGAUUCAGGUGGCCCACUGGCCUGCCGGAUGGAAGAUUUUUGGUUUAUUGCAGGAGUAGUGAGCUGGGGAGAUGGAUGCGCCCAGAAGAAUCGUCCUGGAGUUUAUGCAAGAGUAGCGUACUACCAGAAAUGGAUCCACAGUCAAAUACCAGAGCUCAGAGACACCCAUUGGUCAAGGGUAAACAACAAUAGUAUCAGUGACAGUGCCUCUGCUGGCAGUUUCAGUUUCAUCUCCCUCUUUGCUGCCACUAUUGUUUUGCUGCUAUUAUCUCAGCAGACUUUUUAAAGAAAAGAAGGCAGUUCUUUCUCCUAGGAAGCUGUGUUGAUUUUGAAAGAAAACCACAAUUGUCAGAAUUGUUAAUGGAGAAACAAAGGAUUUCAAUUUUUUCCUUCUGUACUGUGAUGAAGAAUUCACUUCAGCAUGCCAUCUUUGGUGUGAUACUCAUAAAAAUUGAUGGGUCUCCAGGAGUAUUUCCAUACUCUCCUUGCCAUCACCACCUCCAUUUUUCAUGGAUUGAAUUCUCCGCUCCAGAAAUAUUUGAAGUAGAGGAUUGGAACAGAGGAACCCACAAUUUUUCCAGUUCCUGGAACAGAUUGGGUAGUAGACAUAAUAUAAUAUAAUAUAACAACAGAGUUGGAAGGGACCUUGGAGGCCUUCUAGUCCAAUUUCUCGUCAGUUCUAAGUUGCUUCUUUCCUUGAUCAAUGGUGCAUGUGUGGCAUGCAAUAGCCCCUGCUUAUAUUAUGACUCAUUUGUUUGGUGUAUAUCCAUCCAAGAACUGCAUUUCAUACUUAGGCAGCUUAAUAAAUGGUUUUGUUAUCAUAAUUGCUGUAAUUGCUGCAGGGAAUGAGAUCCAGCCUUUGGCCUUUACUUUGUAGGGUGCUUCAGGGUUUGGUUCUCUCUCCCCUCUGUUUAACAUUUACAUGAGGCCAUUAGGUAUGGUGGUCCAUCAGUUUGGGGGGUGGUUGAGAUAUCAUCAUUAUGCAGAAAACAUCCAGCUUUAUAUGUCUACCUCAAGCCCUUUGAGUGAUGCAUGGACAUCCUAUCUCAGUAUCUGGAAGUUUUUAGUAAAGCAGACUCUGACUCAACCUUAGCAAGUAGGCUAUGGGUACAACCCUCUGCAGAAAAAGUUCUUCUAUCUUUAGUUCUGGAUGGGGUUGCAGUAGUCCAGAUAGAUCUGCAACCUGGGGCUCCUCCUAAACUGAUGGCUCCUGUUCAAAGAGCAGGUGGUAGCCAUGCUUAGAAGAGCCUUUGCACACCUUCAGGUUGUGCACCAGUUGCAACCAUUCCUAGAUCAGGAGACCCUGCUCACAAUUACUCAUGUCCUUGUAAUCUUUUGUUUACACUACUGAAAUUACAUGGGGUUCUUCCAAAGACCAUACAGAAACUUCAACUGAUGCAGAAUAUGUUUAUGCAGCUACUAAAUGGUACCAGGUAUACAGCAUACAUAACAUCACUACUGUGUUAGCUGCAUUGGUUAGAAGUAUUUUUCUGGGUGCCAUUGAAGGUGCUAGUUGUCACCUUAUAUUUUAUAGUUGUUACCCUAUGUGGCUUGGGACCAGGUUAUCAGAGGGACUGACUUUUUCCAAGGGUUUCUGUACCUAUCCAAUUCGAUCUAGUAGAUUGGGCAUGCUGCAGAUACUGUCGGCCAGAAAAUGUCAGCUGGCAGGGAUUAGAAGAUGGGCAUUUUCUGCAGUAACACCUUCCCUUGGAAAUUAGAAGGCCCCCAACCUUUUAGUCUUUCAUUAGGCUUUAAAAACCUGGCUGUAUUCCCAACCCUUGGGCACUGAAUGUGUUAAGGACCCUGUUUCCUGGCUUAAUUGUUAACUGACCAAGUAUCUCGGCUGCUGUACAUACAAUAUUUAUUUUGAGUUAUUAUUGUUAUUGUUUCAGAAUGUUUUUAUUGUUUUAAUUGUAGGUUUUUUUUUAUUGUAAACCACCCAAAAUCAUUGACUGAGAUGGGUAAUUAAAUAAUAAAUAAAUAAAUAAAUAAAUAAAUAAAUAAAUAAAUAAAUAAAUAAAUAAAUAAUGCCAGACCAAUCAGUAGGGUAUCACACUUGAAAACGGAUGCAAAUAGA
Ahaetulla prasina is the source of this 3195-nucleotide messenger RNA. Its product is annotated as serine protease 27-like. Lineage: Eukaryota; Metazoa; Chordata; Lepidosauria; Squamata; Colubridae. The coding region runs from base 373 to 1404 and encodes 343 amino acids. Gene Ontology annotation, biological process: proteolysis. The transcript has 6 exons. Gene Ontology annotation, molecular function: serine-type endopeptidase activity. The record is from RefSeq and is a predicted model, not a curated record.